UGCCAGCGCAAGUCAAUAUUUAUCUGGUCAUUUUCAACUGUUUUUUAAUGUUAAAAGUCCCUCGCAGUCAACAGCUGUUUCCGGUGAGUUCUCAACUGCAGGAUCAAUAGCAUUCAGCAGUGAGUUUAACAACGCUCAAAUGUGGGUAAAAUAACAUUCAGAGAGGAGUUUUAUUAAAACAGCGUUCAACUGCAUGUAAGACAACCUUUUAGAGGUGAGUUUAACAACGCUCCACGGCGCGUGAGAUUAAGUAUUUUAAGCGUUUUCUGAUCAUGUAUUGCUUAUUAGACGUGAUGCAUGCUGGGUGUUAAAUAAUUUUUAUCAAAUGAUCGUUGAUGUUAAUAAAUAUAGAUCUAAAUAUACAUUUUACUUGUGUUCGAUUAAUUAAUAAGUUGUUUAAUUAUUAAUUUGUUUAUUUAAAGUCCUGUAAUAACUGUGACGUCAUCGAAUGAGACGAAGGUCCAUGGCUGUUUCAACUCGGAAGUUGAGAUGAAGAACUCCAAGAACAUCUCUUGAUCUUGGAUAAGUUGGUUGAUGGUCAAGAACUAAAGGAUGAGCUCCAAAGUCUUGAUGACUUUCUUGGUGAACUGCAAGAAAGGCAGCAGCACCAAUAAAGACACCUGAGCCGAGGGUGCAUUGGAGAAAAAGAGACAUUGAUGGAAAUAUUGUCUAUGCAAGGCCAAGGUCAAGCAGGAAUCAACAAAAGAAAGACUGGUAACUAGACUGUGCCGCUAGCCUUGGGACAAGUUGGAAUUUUGUAUGUAUGUAUACUUUAUUGUAUAUUACAGAUAAAUGUUGCUUUGUGAUGUUUUUAUCCUCUAAAGCUGAUCACAUUCGGAACACUGAUCCUCCCAAUGCUCCUGACACUCAUUGUGAGGUGGCCUUUGCUCCAGAGACUGUUGGUGUGUACUUCAAUGUGUUUAAAUUACAGAAUAUGACAGUGGGUUAUAAGAGUGUAUUCACUGAACGAUUUCUCAAGUAAUGACGCAUCACCUCCUGGAACCCCAAGAGAUCCUCUUCAGGCUUCCUCAAACUGGAGCACACACAAAUUCUCUUUUCAGAGAGGUGGAGGACAGAGAGACCCUGUCUGCUGAACACGGCUGUGGCACAAGAAAAUGUGGCAGCACAUCUGCCAGAGUGUGGGAGAAGCCCAAGCUGUUAUCCAGUGUUGUGACUGACGACCUCGUCCCUUCUUCUGUGCUGAAUGUGACGUCAUCAUGUCCUCCAUAGCAGAGAUGCCAUGACUGCUGGAUUCUUCCAGCCAUUGCCUCCAACAACUGUUGUGGUGGAUAAGGCUCUUUCCCAUUGUGAGUCAUUAAGGGUCUGUCCAGGAAAGACAGUUGCUGUGGUCACAAUUAAUGAUAUCUUGUUUUCAUUUGAAGAAAUGAAGAUGGCGGCACCAGGACUGUCCUUUCAAGCAUUUUUAAGAAUGCUGGAUCAGCGAACUGUCUGCUUUGGUUGUACUGGCAAGAUCUCAGCAGACAGUUUUCAGAAACGUUUUUUGGCUUUGCGAUUCAAGGUGGACAAUAUAUUCAAAUCUGAGGAACCGGACAUCUUUGAAGGCAUCUUCAUAGCUAAGGAUGAGGAUAUUACCAAACUUGUAAAAUUGUCAGUGGAAGAGGUGUUUGUGGAGGGGAGUGGUCAGCAGCCAGAGAGACCUCCCAAAAACUGCAAGCAAGAUAGACGAGGAGGGAUUGGAGUUGUGGUGAAAUGGAGUAUGGCAUAUCAGGAUGGUUGUGGAUUAACACUAGGAGAGGAGGUGGAACAGUGCAAUGCCUUCCUCUCUAGGAUUCCAGUGACCACAAAACACAUUUCAAAAGCAGGACGCGCAGACAUGCUGACUCUCAUGGCCAUGCACUGACAUCAGCAAACGUUUAACAAUUUAGCCAUCUCAAAUACUCGCCGAUAUCAGAAGAUUCGCCAAGCAAGAGACUGUUACCUACAAGUUUUGUCGGGAGCCGAGAACAUCAACUUCUUGUAUAGAAGUUGAUGAGUACGACAGUGACUUUGACAUUUCUGGUGAUGGUCUGUAAUCCACAAGACUGUGAUACCUUCCAUUAUUCUGGACAAAGAUUUCUAACUGUCAAUAUAAAGCAAUUAAUAAAAUCUACUUUUCAUAA
Misgurnus anguillicaudatus (oriental weatherfish) is the source of this 2120-nucleotide messenger RNA. NCBI's taxonomy places the organism in Eukaryota, Metazoa, Chordata, Actinopteri, Cypriniformes, Cobitidae. The record is from RefSeq and is a predicted model, not a curated record.